Styela clava is the source of this 2184-nucleotide messenger RNA. NCBI's taxonomy places the organism in Eukaryota, Metazoa, Chordata, Ascidiacea, Stolidobranchia, Styelidae. The record is from RefSeq and is a predicted model, not a curated record.
GCGAUACCACUGAAAAUAUGGCGGUGAUGUCGUAAAGAGGGUGUUCAUCAUGAGAUCGAGCGUUGGUAAAACUGAGUUGGGCAGAGAUUUCCCCAUUUUCAAUUUUAUUUUGCAUUGAACGAUGGAAGGCGAGCGAGACAUAACCUCCUCGACGUAAGCAACCAGGGUGCAAAAUUGACUGUUUUGAAAUUUGCCGCGUGAGAACGUGCGCGUCUAGACGCAGCGUUGCGGCAACAGAAUCAACAGUUUUUUAGUCCAAAAUACAACUCAACUGAAAAGGGCUGUGAGAUUCUGCAUGAUAAUAUUAUGGCGAAGAAAUAUUUAAUUGUACUUGCACAAGAGCAUUUUGAAUUUCGGAUUCCUGAACUCGAGUCAGUUGCUGGGAUAUUUAAGAAGAGAUUACUUGACAUAUGGGACAAGCAAUUGAUAGACCACUCAUUGAGUAAUCACGUUGAUGAGUCUCUUCAAAUACAGAAUGAAGAUGAUGAAAAAAUGUCUAUACACAAUUACUUCAAUCAAUAUGAUACUCCCUAUAUUCUAUUGCAUAAUGUUAGUGAGCAAGAUGUAAAGCAUAUUAUGUCUAGGACCAUUUUGGCAAAGAAUGCUUAUGAAAUAUGGGGAUAUGGAAAAACUUAUAAUGAUAUGAAGAAAUCUAUAUUAGAAUUUCCUGAAGAUGCAAAAAAAUCUUGCUUUAAUUCGUCAUUCUGCAUCAGAGUAAAAGCAUGUGGACGCAAGAUGUCAAUUCCGGAACAAAUUAAGAUAAUAGACAGCCUUGAAGAUGUUUUACCAUUUGAAGGUGAGGUUGAUCUUAAAUCACCUGAAAAUGAAUUUCAUGUUAUUGAGGACUACGGUGCCCAUAAAGGCAAAAAAUUUUCUGGUGAUCCUCAUUAUAUAUAUUUUGGUCGACUCAUUGCUGAUGGCCAAAGAAAUUUGCUUCAAAGCUAUUCUGUAAAGACCCGAAAGUUUAUUGGGAACACAUCCAUGGACGCUGGUUUAUCUUUUAUCAUGUCAAAUGUUGCUAAAGUUAAACCAGGAGAUUAUGUUUGUGAUCCAUUUGUGGGCACAGGUAGUUUACUAAUAGCUGCAGCUCGUCAUGGUGGUUUUGUCACUGGUGGGGAUAUAAAUUAUAACAUUUUACAUGCCAGAGGAAAGUCUUCGAGGGUGGGUGCUGGCUAUAGGGAAAAGGAUGAAACUAUAAAAGACAGUUUGAAACAAUAUGAACUUCAAAAUAAAUAUCUUGAUGUAAUGGUUCAGGAUAAUGCAAGUAAUGCCUGGAGAAGUCCCUUGAAUAUGUGUCAUGGUAUUUUCGAUGCAAUCAUCACUGAUCCUCCUUAUGGAAUUCGUGAACGCUGUCGAAAAGUUGGUAAAAACAAGGAAGUGGCCACUUCCGCAAAUGAGCCCAUAAUACACUAUCCGGAACAAACUGCGUAUCAUCUUGAUCAGGUUUUUAUUGACUUGUUGACAUUUGCAGCCCGAACAUUAGUCCCAGGUGGAAGGCUUGUUUACUGGUUGCCUAUUUAUAGGCCUGAAUAUUCAGAUGAUAUUAUUCCACGCCAUCCUAAUUUGAAACUUUUGUAUAAUUGCGAGCAGCCACUAAAAAGAGAAACUUCAAGAAGAUUGUUAGUGAUGGAAAAAUGUGAAAAUGAAAUGACAGACUCUCAAACUAAUGGGGCUUCUUUCAAUAGUGAUGCACAUAAGGGUCAUAAUGCAUUUCGUAACAAAUAUUUUAAAACUGCAUCUGCGAAACAAUGAUAUUUUUUAUAAGAGAGUUUUUUCGCACUUUUACUUAUAAUGAGGCGGCCGACCAGCAGCAACUUGGAAAUUAUGGAAGUGAUAAAUUAUGCGUGGAAUUUUUUAAUACUUAUAUCAUCGACACAAUGUGGGUAAUGUAUAGGCUAUUUCUCAAACUUACAAAUAUGAAGUGGUUCAACAGCAACUUCGUCAGCAAUUUGCUUAAAGGAAUUCUAUUACCUGUUACUUGAAAUAUCGUUGUGCAUUUAUGAUUCAUAUUUUGUCUUUCCUUAUAAAUCAGCCUCAGUUGAAUUAGUGCCAUUCAUAUGCCUAUUUUUAAUGCACAAAUGAAUGUUUUAAUUGUACUUCUGACAUGUUUUAAAUGUUAGCACAAUUUUCUAAUGUUGGAUAGUUUCAGAGGUUUAACUCACUAUAUUUUUCUGUUCUACACAG